GUCAAAUUUUAUCGUCGCACCUGUUAGCAGAUGUAAACUUCCGGGAAAAAGUCAACAAAUUGUUUACACCAUUUCUCGAUAAAUGUUACAGUGAUUUGCACGUUCUUGGACAUGACAAAGACAUGCAGAUGUGAUGAUGGCAGCACACAUACAUCCAGAGAUAUGAGGGAAAUGAAGAAAGUAGCUGGUGUGGGAAGUAUAGUUCUUGAAACAUUUGCUGAGAAAGAUGACGGUCCAACUGAAAAUGACUACGCAAAAUCUUCUAUUACUACACUGAAAAAUACAUAUCCGCUCAAAUUGAUGGUUCCUUCCCAUGCAAGCAACAACAACUGUAGUUGGAUAUAUCCCAUUACAUUUGGAGGUGGACUUGUUGGUGGAGAUGAGAUCCAGAUGACUUUCCAUGUGAAGAAAGACUGUGCUGGCCUAGUAACAGGCCAAGAAUCUACAAAGGUAUAUCAUUGUGAAGAUGGCUCACAGACACACCAGUAUACUAAAGGAACUGUAGAUCAAGGGGGACUACUCUGUGUUCUUUCUGAUCCAGUUGUCUGCUAUAAAAAUUCAAACUUCACUCAGACACAGGAGUUCAGAAUGAGCAGUGAGGGCAAUCUUGUGUACCUGGACUGGUUGAUAGGCGGUCGUGUGGCUUUGGAUGAACUCUGGCUACUUAAAAGCUACCAGAACAAGACAGAUGUGUAUAUAGAUGACAAGUUAGUGUAUAGAGAUAACUACCAUCUGUGUGACACUGGACCUGUCUCUGUCAAAAAUGCGAUGAAAUCCAUGCAGGUUAUAGGAUCCUGUAUUAUCCUAGGGAACAAGAUGAAAUCCAUUGCUUCAAAUUUAAACAGUACCCUUGGAAGGAAACAAUCUAUAGGUGAAAGAUAUGAUACUGACUUUGUAUGCAGUGUGAGUCCAUUGAAAUACACAGUUGAUGAGGCUGUUGUCACAGGAUUGUACAUCCGAUUUAUGGCUUCGUCUUCGACCAAGGCAUAUUCCAGUGUUGUGUCGUACAUUGUGAAUGAACUGGAGCAAGAGAUAGGUGGCAAUCCAUUUCAAGACAAAUACUAAACACGGAAGUCAACUGUCUUUUGUCAAGGGCUAUUUGUGUUCAGUUGUCCAAGUACUUUGUGAAUCUCUACCUAACUGACUAAACAGAAUAAUAGAAGAAUAGUCAAACAAUGAAGGAACUAGAAUUUAGGAUGAUGUCCUAGCAAUCAUACAGAAUCUGCUUAAUCAAAUUGUUUUUAAAAAAGGAGAAAAAAAAAUGUUAAAAACAUGAAAACCUGCAGUAAUAUGGUUUCACUACUGUUAUCUUAAAAUUGUUGAAAGUUAAGUUUAGAAAAAGUGAUAAAAUCUGUUGGUUUUGUACACAUUUUUUGUCUGUAUAAAGUAAUAUGUCUGUGUCGACAAAUUUUUACUUUUCAUGUUACGCUGUAAAUUACUGUUAACAAAUUUAAUAAGUUUAUGAUAACCUAAUAGAAUAUUUCAUGACAGAAUAAGGAUGAAAGGUUGUACAAGAAGUGCGGUAGAUGUAGGGAAGUAGGAAAGAAACUAGGUCUUUCGUUCCAGACUACAGAAACUUUCCGUCUAUGAGAUUAUUUUACUCAGGUGUGAAAUAAAAUACUGUCUGUU
Mercenaria mercenaria is the source of this 1629-nucleotide messenger RNA. RefSeq lists its product as uncharacterized. The record is from RefSeq and is a predicted model, not a curated record. The coding region runs from base 112 to 1065 and encodes 317 amino acids. Gene Ontology annotation, molecular function: nickel cation binding. Lineage: Eukaryota; Metazoa; Mollusca; Bivalvia; Venerida; Veneridae. The transcript has 9 exons.